AUGUCAUUCAAGAGUAUAGUGAAGGUGAUGAAAGAGGGAAUUAGCAACUUGUAUAGAAUAGUUGUACCAUGUUCUUCACCAUCACCAUCAGCUUCAGCACCACCAAGAACAGAAUCAUCAUCACAAGGCCAGUGGGCUAAUUUACCUUCUGAAUUACUAUUAGACGUAAUUCAACGGAUAGAUGCUAGCGAAACCACCUGGCCAUCUCGCCGAGCACUUGUAGCAUGUGCCUCGGUUUGUAAAGCGUGGAGAGCAAUAACCAAGAGUUUUGUUAGCACACUUGAACAGUGUGGUAUCAUCACUUUCCCUAUAUCAUUGAAACAGCCUGCUCCACGAGACAAUCCCAUUCACUGCUACAUCAGGAGGGAAAGAUAUUCAUCCACAUUUAGUUUAUAUCUUGGAUUGAGCCCACCGACCAACUUUGAUAGGAGCAAACUGCUCUUUCAUGCAAAGAAGGUCAGAAGAGCAACCGGUGGUACAGAGUUUAUAAUAUCACUGGUUGCUAAGAAGUUUUCUAAAACCAAGAAUACAUACAUUGGCAAGAUAAGGACUAAUUUUAUCGGCACCAAAUCCAAGAUAUAUGAACGUCAUCCCCCACUUCCAUUGAGUCGUAAGAUAGCUACAAUAUCUUAUCGAUUCUUUGUUCUUCAUUCACCUAGUCCGAGGCAUAUCGAGUGUACAAUGCACUUGAUUCCUACCUCAUCAAUCCAAGAAGGAGGAACUGCGCCGACUCCUUUGGAAUUUGCCAGUUACCACAUUCAGCAUGAAUCUUCCAAGGGAAAGAAGCCUAAAGUUGUUGAAUUUGACUCAACUUGCACCGAUUUUGAAAGAGAGCCACUGAUUUUGAAAAACAAAGCUCUUACAUGGAGCGAACAACUGCAAUAUUGGCACUUGGAUUUCAGUGGACGGGUUACGGUGGAUUCGGUGAAGAAUUUUCAGCUUGUAGCAGCUGAAGACCCUUGGGAAAAGAAGGUGAUAUUACAAUUUGGGAAAAUUGGGGAUGACACAUUCAUGAUGGAUUAUUGGUAUCCUCUCUCCGCUUUUCAAGCCUUUGCAAUCUGUUUGAGUAGCUUCGGCAAAAAACCAGAUUUUAUAUGA
Trifolium pratense (red clover) is the source of this 1098-nucleotide messenger RNA. RefSeq names its product tubby-like F-box protein 5. Gene Ontology annotation, molecular function: protein binding. Lineage: Eukaryota; Viridiplantae; Streptophyta; Magnoliopsida; Fabales; Fabaceae. The record is from RefSeq and is a predicted model, not a curated record. The transcript has 4 exons. The coding region runs from base 1 to 1098 and encodes 365 amino acids.